GAUUUUAUUAACCUCUAAUAACGUCUACUGCGAUCUUUAGAUUGAAUGAGUGAGAGCUUGGAAUUACGUAACAGCGUUUCGAAUUAAAUGAAAAUGUUAAGAGAGUUUAGGUUAUGUACGCCUAUUCUUUUCAGAUCAUGGCCGUAUCAGAAUUAUCAGAAAUAUAAAUUUAAUUACACUGAAAACGCAAAAUAGUGAUUGAAAUAAUAAGUAAUAUCUGUAAUUGUACAGUCUUUCUACAACGUAAAUGUGUAUUUGUUUUAUUUGUUAGUAUGAAGAUUGUUGCAAGAAACCGUAUUUGUAUUUUGUACACGGUGGCAAAACGUGUUCCAUUUAUGAUGUGAUGAAUAAAGUCAUCGAGUGAAUAAUUUGUGACGUGUGAAAACCUGAAGUAUUUUGGUACUGUAAAUUAAAAUUACUAAUUAAUGCAAAGGCAUCAAUAUUGAUAACAUGGAUCUACCAGUGAACGAGGAAAAUCUGCAACAGAUAUUGGAUAAGUUGUCUGAGGAUGAGACUUCUAUAAAGAAAAAUCUAGAUACCAUCCUUGCUCGACAGUGUCACGUAGAGGCAAAGCUACAAAAUAUCGGCAAAGUAUUGCCAAAUGUAAUAGUAAUACGUACGGAAGGGGAAAAGUUUCGUGAUAUGAUCGCUCGUACUAACGAGUUAGCAGAGAACGUUAGUGCUAAAGUAAGGCAACUGGAUUUAGCAAGAAGCAGAGUGUGCGAAUGUCAAAAUAGAGUGAAUGACAUUCUGGAUUUACAAUUAUGCAGCGAGGGAGUGGCAACGGCGUUGCAUAAUGAGAAUUAUGAGCAGGGUGCUGCUCAUGUUCACCGUUACUUGGCAAUGGAUCAACAAUUGCUGGAAAGAACAGCAGAAGAUGUGUCGGGAGAUCAUACUAGUAUUAGCAGUUCUUUGGUUACCUUGCAGCAAGCCGCGAUGCAACUCAGGGCCGUUGUCACGCACAAAUUUGAUGAAGCUGUGAAAUCUGAAGACUUGGCAUCCGUCGAGAGAUUCUUCAAGAUAUUUCCACUAUUGGGGAUGCAUUUAGAAGGGCUCAAGAAAUUUUGCAGUUAUUUGUGUACCAAGCUCCACGAAACUGCACAGAAGAAUCUGGAGGUGGCAUUGGAAGUUAAAAGUAACGAUAAGAGGGCAGCUGUCAUUUUUGCCGACACUAUGACUCUCUUGUUCGAAGGAAUCGCGCGCAUCGUAGAAGUGCAUCAACCAAUUAUCGAGACUUAUUACGGGCCUGGUAGACUUUUAAUGACAAUCUCCAUUCUGCAGAAGGAGUGCGAUAGACAGGUGAAGAAAAUUAUUACAGUGUUCACGAAGCAUAGAAACAUAUCCAAGAACGUGCAAAUGAUAAAUGAGUAUUCGCGAAAAGUCCCGAGUCCCGAGAGAAUCGAUCCCAAGGAGCUCGAUCUCCUUCUGGGAGAAAUUACUAUAAUGCAUUCGAGAGCGGAACUUUAUGUACGUUUCUUGAGGAGGAGAGUGAAGAACGACAUAGAGAUCAGUACGACGGACGAGACGCAGUGCGCGGAGUUGUUGAAUGAAUUCGAAGCGAUGGUGAACAAUUCCGAAUUGGCGCACGGAAUGCAGGAGCUGCUCGGUGCUUAUCUCGCGUUAGAGCGAUACUUCCUCGAGGAGAGCGUGAACAAGGCUCUGGGUAUGGACGCACUCGACCCGGAUCAGCAAACUUCCAGCAUGAUCGACGACGUGUUCUUCAUAGUGCAGAAAUGCGUACGACGCGCCAUGUCGAGCUGGAGCGUCGACGGUGUUUGCGCCGUGGUCAAUAUGGCCUGUGGCAUCCUGGAAGGCGAGUUUGCGAAUAGACUGAGGAACAGACUGCGUCAGGGUUACCCGGCGGGUUACCUCGACCUGGCGCAGGCAUACAACGCUCUCCAAACGAGCAUACAGCACGGCCGUCUGCAGACCUCUGACACGGAGUAUGCCCGGCUCAUGUUCUUGGCAUACCUAAAUAACACCGACGUGAGCACCGAGUACGUGGAAACGUUGUGCAAGAGUCUCAGCAUGGAGAUAGACGCGACGUUCCCGAACAUGCAGAAGAAGGAUAGGGGCAAGAUCGACAGCUGUUUGUCCAGCCUGAAAGGCGUCAUACUGAUUUUCCGGGGCGUCAUCGAUUACGGUUUGGAGCAGUUACGCGUCAGCGCCGUGAAGCCUAGAGUUACCCCGUGGGUCGACGCAUUUCUGUCUAUAGAUCAUCAUAUUAACGAGGAUGAAUUACUGAGAUACGAAACGGACGAGCCGUUCGUGCAGACGUUAGUCACGAACCUGGACGGCCUGCUCCAAGGAUUCAAGGGUAGCCUAACGACCUCCAACUACGACGCACUCAUUGGACUUCUGACAGCGGAGGUUACAGCGCGCUUGGAGAAGGUGGUCCUAAAAUCGACUUUCAAUCGAGCAGGAGGUCUGAUACUGGACAAAGAGAUAAGAUCGCUAGCCAGUUACCUGGCAGCUGCCACAUCGUGGUCGGUGAGGGACAAGUUCGCGCGUUUGACGCAGAUCGCCACUAUUCUGAGUAUAGAAAAGGUGGAGGAACUUGCGGAUUAUUGCGGAGCGGACGCGAUAGCGUGGCGAUUAACGCCGUCGGAAGUGCGACGUAUCGCGUCUCUGCGAAUAGACUUCCGGCCGGAAGAUAUCAAGAGACUGAAAUUGUAACGUCGUUACAUCUGUGUCAUCGCAAUUGUCAUAUGUUGUCGAGUAAAUGUGCUUGUGCAAUUAAAUAUACGUAUAUUUUACAUAGAAAAAGCA
Ooceraea biroi (clonal raider ant) is the source of this 2769-nucleotide messenger RNA. It is a transcript of the gene Cog4, whose product is annotated as conserved oligomeric Golgi complex subunit 4. NCBI's taxonomy places the organism in Eukaryota, Metazoa, Arthropoda, Insecta, Hymenoptera, Formicidae. Gene Ontology annotation, cellular component: COG complex. Gene Ontology annotation, biological process: retrograde vesicle-mediated transport, Golgi to endoplasmic reticulum; Golgi organization. The record is from RefSeq and is a predicted model, not a curated record.